AUGACCUUCACCUUCAUGGCCCUGCUCUGUCUGGGACUGACUCUGGGCCUGGGGAUCCCAAUGCUGGCAGGGGCCGUCCCUAAGCCUAUCCUCACAGUACAGCCAGACUCUGUGGUCUACAAGCAGACUACAGUGACCUUCAUGUGUGUGGGGACCACAGGAGCCAAAGAAUACAGACUCUAUAAAGAGGAAAACCAAAAACUAAAGCACACAGUUUCACAAAAUCCUAAGAACAAGGCAGAAUUCUCAAUCUCCGAAAUAGACCAAAAACAUGCAGGACGAUAUCGCUGUCAAUAUCAGAUCUAUGAUGGAUGGUGGUCAGAGUACAGUGACUCCCUGGAGCUGGUGGUGACAGGAAUCUACAGUAAACCCAGUCUGUCAGCUCAGUCCAGCCCUGUGGUGACUGAAGGAGGGACUGUCACCCUCCAGUGUGUCUCAGGGCAGUCAUAUCACAGUUUUGUUCUGAUGAAGGAAGGACCUCAGAAGCUCUCCUGGAUGCUGGACUCACAGUAUAACCGCCAUACUAGACAGUUCCAGGCCCUGUUCUCUGUGGGCCCUGUGACCUCCAGCCAAAGGUGGACAUUCAGAAGCUACAGCUUUAACAGGAACAGCCCACAGGUGUGGUCAGAACCUAGUGAUCCCCUGGAGCUCCUGUUCUCAGGUGACCUCCACAAACCCACCAUCAAGGCUGAGCCAGGCUUUGUGGUCACUUACACAAGUGUUGUGACCAUCUGGUGUGAGGGGACCCUGGAUGCAGAAAUAUGUUUUCUGCAUAAAAAGGGAAGACAGAAACCCUGGAGCACACAGACCCCAGAGAAACCUGAGAACAAGGCCAAGUUCUCCAUCCCUUCUGUGACACAGCAACAUGGGGGACAAUAUCGCUGUUACUGUUACAGCUCAGCUGGCUGGUCAGAGCACAGUGACACCCUGGAACUGGUGGUGACAGGAAUCCACUACAACAAACCCAGACUGUCAGUCCUACCCAGCGCUGUGGUGACUUUAGGACAGAACAUGACCCUCCAGUGUGUCUCCAAGGAGGAAUAUGUUCUCACCAAGAAAGAUCAGAUGCUCCUCAGCUCUCAGAACUCACAGUUUAUACCCAGUACUAGGCAGUGGCAAGCCUUGUUCUCUAUAGAUCAUGUAACACCAGACCACAGAGGAACAUUCAGAUGUUAUGGUUACUACAACCAUACCCCACAGUUGUGGUCAGUACCUAGUGAGCUCCUGGAAAUAAACAUCUCAGGUGAGUCAGCCCCAUCAUUGAUCAAUCAAUUUUUGACACCCUCAGCCAAGGUGAGGUGA
Messenger RNA from Peromyscus eremicus (cactus mouse), 1302 nucleotides. RefSeq names its product leukocyte immunoglobulin-like receptor subfamily B member 3-like. Gene Ontology annotation, biological process: cytokine-mediated signaling pathway. The record is from RefSeq and is a predicted model, not a curated record. Lineage: Eukaryota; Metazoa; Chordata; Mammalia; Rodentia; Cricetidae. Gene Ontology annotation, molecular function: inhibitory MHC class I receptor activity.